Messenger RNA from Naegleria gruberi, 1875 nucleotides. RefSeq lists its product as uncharacterized. The record is from RefSeq and is a predicted model, not a curated record. Gene Ontology annotation, molecular function: mRNA binding. The transcript has a single exon. Gene Ontology annotation, biological process: mRNA processing. Gene Ontology annotation, cellular component: spliceosomal complex. Bases 1 to 1875 code for a protein of 624 amino acids. NCBI's taxonomy places the organism in Eukaryota, Heterolobosea, Eutetramitea, Acrasida, Naegleriidae.
AUGUCCUACAAUAAUAACUAUCAUCGGGAUAGACAAUAUAAUAACGGAGGAGGUUCGUAUCGUAAUGAUAAUAGAGGAGGAUCGAAUAAUUAUCAGGGUAGUAAUAAUAGCAGAGGAGGAGGAGGAGGAAAUUAUUCAUCAUACAAUUCUCACCAAGCAUCAGCUUCAUCUUCUCAUAUUCUUCCACCAUCAUCAAAUCAGAAAAAGACUAAAAUUAUUCAUGUCGAUCCAUCAGUUGUACAAAAAACAAAACCAUCUGUAAAUACAAGCGUUCAAGAAAUUAUUCAAAGAAGACAAUUAAAGUAUCCAAUAUCUAGUGUGAAUAUUAGUGUUGGUAAAUCACCUGUAGAAUUGCCAACUGGUGAAUUUCCUAAUCCAUUGGAACAUCCAUCUAUAUUAAUUGAUACAAAAACAGGUAUUGCAAUUGAAGAUUUGAGUGCAGAUACUGAAAAUGAUUAUAUUAAAAAGUUACUGGAAAGUUGUGGACCUUACGCAAGUUGGAAACGGUUGAAAGACACAAAUACAAAUAGAUGGAAAACUUUUGGAUUUUGUGAAUAUCAAUCAUGUGCAUCAGCUAUUCGUGCAAUGAAACUUUUGAACGGAUUGGAAAUUGAACCUGGAGUGUUUAUUAAAGUAAAAUGUGGUAAAAAAACCCAAACAUUUAUGGAUCAAUAUCAACAGAAAAAACUAGAAUUAUGGUCUAAAAGGUUGAAGGAAAAGGAAGAACAAUUAUCAAACUUUGAUGGUGGACAAGAAUUAACACCAGAACAAAAACAAUUACUUGCACAACUUGAACAGCAAAUGGGCUCUGCUAAUGCACCUGUAGAAAUUAGAGAUAAGGAUAAAGUUGAACUUGAAAAGUUUGAAACAGCUCUCGACCAAAUCUCACAAGUAAUUAUCAAAGAUUUGGUUGGUGAGAGAAUGAAUGUGGAAAAUGAAAAUAGAUCCAGAGAAUCGAUCAGUCAGCAACUUGCUGUCUCUAACACUGUUCAAAAGAUUGCAGAGUCUGGUGUCAGUAACGAAGAAACAGAGGCUACCAAAAAUGUAAUUUAUGAUGAAAUUCGUCGAUUCAGAGAUAAUGAAAGACUGAAGGAAGAAGAAACCAAACAAAUUGAAAAGAGAAGCAGAGAAAAGAUUUAUAAGGAGAAGAGACUUAAACAAUCCAAACAAUUGGAAAGGGAGAGAAGAAGAAGAUUGAGAUGGGAAAAAGAGAAUGAACAAGACAAGAGACAACGAGAAAUUACCAUCAGAAAUAUUGAAGAAUUCGAAAGAAGAAGGGAAAGAAAGUAUGGAGGUAUUGAUGGAACAGGUCAAGAUUAUGAUACAAGUGAUGACGAGAUGGAUAUCACAGAAAAGAAAAAGAUCCAAAUCGAAUUGCAAGAAAGAUCUUCAAAUUUACCAAGUCAAACAGCUAAUGUCUCUAUUGGAUACUCUGAGGAAGACGAACAAGAAGCAUGGAGUGGAAGAAAGAAGAAGAAAUUAUCAGCCAUUGAGGAAAUUGAAAGAUCCAAACAACAAAGUGAAUAUUUGGAUUUGGAAAAUAUUUACAAAUCUCUUCCAGUAUCAACGGCUGAUAUAUUUGCCUUUGCAAUUGAUUGGAAUAUUGUUGAUAAGUAUCAUCUCUGGCAAAGUUUAACCAAAUUUGUUGAUGAAGGUGUUAUCAACUUGACAGGUGAUUCUGAAGAAAGUUUAAGUCAAUUUAUUUUGGGUAAGAUUGAAACUCACUCUCCACCUCAGGAAGUAAUUGAUGACUUGCUUGAAAUCUUUGAUGACCAGACUGAACAAUUUGUAGUAGGGUUAUGGAGAAAGCUCUUAGUGGAAAUGAUAAGAAAACAACGUGAAGAAGAAAUCAAUAAUCAAGAAAUUAAUGAAUAA